AUGCGUGUCUCCUCGGCCGUGCUGGAGGUGCACGUGGGGACGAGCUCGGUCUUCUCCGUGGAGGGGCAGCAAGCGGUGCUGCCGGCCUGGUACACCAGCCGCUCCCAGAAGAAGCCCUACGUCACCUGGCUGCUGGAUAAGGAAGAUGCCGACCCCUUCCAGAUCCUGACCUACCUGGAUGGGGCGGUGAAGGUGGAGGAGACGGAGCUGAAGUCCCGCGUGGGGUUCCUGUACCCCGUCCUCACCCACAACAUCUCAGUCUUCAUCAACGCCACGCGGGAGCACGACUCGGGCCAGUACAUGUGCACCGUUAACGUGGUGGACGACGUCACCAGCAUGGGCAAGAACGUCGGCGUCAUCAACCUCACCGUCCUGGUGCUGCCGGCCACCCCCACCUGCCAGCUGCACGGCAACCCCACCGUGGGAGCCAACGUGACGUUGAGCUGCGCCUCCGAGAAGGGGAAACCCUCGCCCAUCUACCAGUGGGAGCGGGCGGCCCCCAGCCUGCAGGUCUUCUUCCCCCCCGCCCAGGACCAGGACAGGGGCACCCUCAAGCUGACCAACCUCUCCCUGGCCAUGUCGGGUCUCUACGUCUGCGUGGCCAGAAACCGAGUGGGUUCGGCCGAGUGCAGCAUCGUCCUGGAGGUGCACUCAACUAGCAGCACGGCCGUCAUCGCCGGCGCCGUGCUGGGCUCCCUGGGUGCCCUCGCCACCAUCGUCGUCUUCGCCCGGCGGGUCGUCGGCUACCGGAGGAAGAAACGUGACGGCCAGGAGGAGGCAGCCAAUGAGAUCAAGGAAGACGCCGUGGCCCCCAAACCCCCUUCGUGGGCGAGGAGCCCCGCUUCGGACACCAUCUCCAAAACCAGCACCUUAUCCUCCAUCGCCGGCGCCCGGGAGAAAUCCUACGGGACCAGACCCCCCUCCGACACCGCCUCCAUCCUCACCGGCAGCUCCCCGGAGACUGUGACACAGGCUUUUAAAAAUAGCAUGUGCUGA
This is a messenger RNA of Nipponia nippon (crested ibis), 996 nucleotides long. Lineage: Eukaryota; Metazoa; Chordata; Aves; Pelecaniformes; Threskiornithidae. The record is from RefSeq and is a predicted model, not a curated record.